AUGGAUACUUCACCUUCCAAACAAUAUCCAGUGAAAAAACGAGUGAAAAUUCACCCUAAUACAGUGACAGUAAAAUAUACCUCCCAUUACCCGCAACCUGGAGAAGAAGAAUAUGAAGGAGCUAGUGAAGACAAUGAUAGUUUUGUAGAAGAUAAUCCAAAGAGGAGGCUGCUGAGUGAUGGGCGAUCGAAAGGAAGGUCCUUCUUUGGAACGAUAGACAUCCCUUCUCAGGCCACACAAAAGCCAGAAGCCACCAAGAGUGAGCCAGGCCAAGAUUUCAUAGAAGGAAGCAUUUUUCAAUCCAGAAAGACUUGGGCUGUGCUUUUUGGAUCUGCUUUGGCCCAUGGUUGUGUAGCCUUGAUAACUAGACUGGCUUCUGACCGUUCCAAAGUGCCAUCUCUAGAACUGAUCUUCAUUCGGUCUGUCUUGCAAGCGUUUUCUGUCUUAGUUGUGUGCUAUUACCAAGAGGACCCUUUUGGACCAAAAGGCCACAGAUUGCGGCUGUUCUUCUAUGGAGUGUGCAAUGUUAUUUCCAUUACCUGUGCUUACACGUCUUUCUCAAUAGUGCCCCCAAGCAAUGGGACUACUCUGUGGAGAGCUACCACCACAGUCUUCAGUGCCAUUCUGGCCUUUUUACUAGUAGAUGAGCGAAUGGCUUGUGUUGAUGUAAUUACUGUGCUGUGUAGUGUUUUGGGUGUUUGUCUGGUCAUAAUCCCCAACAUUGUUGAUGAAGAAAGUUCUCUGCUGAAUAUCUGGAAGGAGGCAUUUGGUUACACAAUGACAGUCAUGGCAGGCUUAACAACAGCUCUCUCCAUGAUAGUAUACAGGUCAAUCAAGGAUAAUGUCAGCAUGUGGACAGCACUGUUUACCUUCGGUUGGACUGGCACACUGUGGGGAGCUUCCACCAUGUUUUUUCUACAGGAGCCAAUUAUUCCACUGAAUGGAGAAAGCUGGAGCUAUCUCAUGGGCAUCUGUCUGUGUUCCACAGUGGCUUUUCUGGGGGUCUAUUAUGCCUUGAGUAAAUUCCAUCCAGCCUUGGUCAGCACAGUACAGCAUCUUGAGAUUGUGAUAGCCAUGGUCCUUCAGCUUCUUGUAUUACGCAUCUUCCCCAGCAUCUAUGAUAUGAUUGGAGGAGCUAUUAUAAUCAUCAGUGUCUUUUUUCUUGCAUGUUAUAAACUGUCUUGGAAGAAAUUAAAAACACAAGAUUAUCAAGAGAUACUGGAUUCUUCCAUUAAGUGA
Molecule: messenger RNA, 1239 nt
Organism: Gekko japonicus
Lineage: Eukaryota; Metazoa; Chordata; Lepidosauria; Squamata; Gekkonidae
Gene: SLC35G2
Product: solute carrier family 35 member G2
Exons: 1
Coding region: 1-1239 (412 amino acids)
Cellular component (GO): plasma membrane
Source: RefSeq, a predicted model, not a curated record